Lotus japonicus is the source of this 5887-nucleotide messenger RNA. Its product is annotated as retrovirus-related Pol polyprotein from transposon RE1. The transcript is spliced from 13 exons. Gene Ontology annotation, biological process: DNA integration; lipid metabolic process. The record is from RefSeq and is a predicted model, not a curated record. The coding region runs from base 231 to 5615 and encodes 1794 amino acids. NCBI's taxonomy places the organism in Eukaryota, Viridiplantae, Streptophyta, Magnoliopsida, Fabales, Fabaceae. Gene Ontology annotation, molecular function: nucleic acid binding.
ACGAAGUGCAGGAGGGUGGCUCCCACAAAUCAGAGUUCCGUUCUAAACUAUUGGAUAUUCCUUUCUUUAUCCCCGUUCUCGCCUCUCGGCAUCAAAUCUAAUCUAAUCCUAAAAGCAAAGGAAGCACAUUCUUUGUCUCCUUCAUUUUUUCCAUUUUAAUUUAUUUGUUAUAAUAAUUAAUUAUCUCGUCCCACGCCGCACAUGCAUUUUGGGAAUCUGCAACAAUAGGUAUGGAGUUCAUCCAGAAUCGCGUGGAGCCAUGGAUGAGGGAGCAAGGAGCAAAGCUGAUGAAUGUGUCGUGGGGCCCACUACAAUGGCGGAUGCGGUGGCCGUGGUCCACCCACCGCGAGGAGAAGAAGCGGAUGAAGGAGCAGUACGAGCGGCGGAGGAAGCAGCUCCACGAUCUCUCCCUCGCCCUCAAGGCCGAUUCGAUCUCCGAUUUGCAGGAUCUUCUCUGUUGCAUGGUUCUCUCUGAGUGCGUUUACAAGAGGCCUGCUUCUGAGAUGAUUCGAGCUAUAAAUAAAUUUAAGGCUGAUUUUGGAGGACAAGUUGUUGGCUUGGAGCGGGUGCAACCUUCAUCAGAUCAUGUUCUUCAUAGGUAUUUGUUGGCUGAGGCAGGAGACACUUUAUUUGCUUCAUUCAUAGGAACUAAACAGUACAAGGAUAUUAUUGCUGAUGCAAAUAUACUUCAAGGUGCCAUAUUUCAUGAGGAUGCUGUUGCAGAAUCUGAUGCAAAUGCAUCAACUGAAUCUGAUAAGGGUGAAAACCAAAAUGGAAAAGAAUAUAACUGGAAUCCUCUAGAAUCAAGGUCUAAACAACUGAAGAGUAAAUAUAAGCCAGCUGCUCAUAGGGGUUUCAUGGCUCGUGCUAAAGGAAUACCUGCAUUAGAAUUGUAUAGGCUUGCUCAAAAAAAGAAACGCAAGCUUGUUUUAUGUGGCCAUUCACUUGGUGGAGCUGUAGCUGCAUUAGCAACUCUUGCCAUCUUGAGAGUAAUUGCUGCUUCAUCUUCAUCAAAGGAGAAUGAGAAUGUCUCUAUCAAAUGUAUUACAUUUUCUCAACCGCCUGUCGGAAAUGCUGCCUUGAGGGACUAUGUUAACAGAAAAGGUUGGCAGCAUUAUUUCAAGAGUUACUGCAUCCCUGAAGAUUUAGUUCCCCGUAUUUUAUCUCCAGCUUAUUUUCACCAUUAUAAUGCGCAGCUUCAGUCAAUUCCUUCUGAAAAUGAAACUAACAGCUUAUUAUUGAGAAAACAGGAGCAAGGGGUAGGGAAGCCAAAAGAGAAUGAUGGAGAGCAGUUGGUUUUGGGGGUAGGUCCUGUGCAGAGAUCCUUUUGGAGACUCUCAAGAUUAGUUCCUUUGGAAGGAUUACGAAGACAAUUCAGUAAACACCAAGAAAGACGGAUAAAUUCUGUUGAAACAAAUUCACUGCCUGAUUCUCUUGCUAAUACUUUGAUUGAGGAGGACGUUGUUGAACCACAGUCGCUUGAAAUACAAGAGGGUUCUGAUGGCAUAUCACUCAAGCCUUUUCGUGAAACUGAUAAACAUUCACUGGAGAUCCCAGCAAAUGGGAAAACAUAUACGAUGAGAAAUUCCAUGACUGAAGAUGAAGGAAACUGGCGUAAGGUGCCUUAUUUACCUUCAUAUGUCCCAUUCGGACAGCUUUAUUUAUUGGGAAAUACCUCCGUAGAGUCACUAUCAGGUGCUGAAUACUCAAAGUUAACAUCGGUCAGAUCAGUGAUUGCUGAAUUGAGGGAAAAAUUUCAAUCACAUAAAAUGAAAUCAUAUCGAUCUCGGUUUCGGAGAAUCUAUGACUUGUAUAUGAGUGAUGAUUCAUCACCUUUCUUAGGGGCCGAACAGUUUCCUUAUCUACAGCAAUUGCUUGGCGUUGCAGCUGCAAGCACUGUGGAGGUUGGACAUAUAGUAGAGUCUCCCGUUAUUCGUACCGCAACUUCCAUUGUUCCUCUGGGAUGGAAUGGGGGGUCUGGAGCUAAAAGUGGAGAACCUCUUAAAGUUGAUAUUACUGGUCAUGGGUUGCAUCUCUGCUCACUUGUCCAUGCUCAAGUGAAUGGUAACUGGUUUUCAACUACAGUUGAAUCCUUUCCUUCUGCACCAAAUUACUCUUUGAAUCAAGGAGUCCAGUCUGAGUUACAGAAGAUGAGAAUAUCAGUUGGUGCUCCACUAAGAAGUCCUCCAAAGCAUCAAACUGUGUUAGAUUCAUCGAUGCUUGCUUUUACUUCUGAGGAUCCAAAGACAGCUAGUAGUGCUGCAGCUAUUGACAAGGAUAAGUUCGUCCGUCCAGAAAGUUUAAAUAAUUUCUUAAUAUUCUGCACCAGUGAUUUUAAAACUGUUUCCAAAGAGGUUCAUAUGAGAACUCGUAGAGUACGAUUAGUUGGGCUGGAGGGAGCUGGUAAAACUACUCUUCUAAAGGCAAUCUUGACUAAAUGUAAGCAAAAUACUACUACCAAUGACGAUGAAGUUUCAGAGGUUGAUGUGAAAGACUAUAUUGCUGAUGGUUUGUGCUACUGUGACUCUGCCGGAAUAAAUAUGCAGGACCGGAUUUCGGGGAAGAUGAUUGGCAGUGCUAAGAUGAAGGAUGGACUUUACUACUUUGAGGAUACUUUCAGAAAUAAAGCAGCUCAGGGUCUUUGUGGUAUGAGUUGCACCUCUGUUAGGGACCAAAUAAUGCUCUGGCAUAACAGACUAGGGCACCCGAAUUUUCAAUAUCUUAGGCAUUUGUUUCCAGAUUUAUUCAAAAAUGUUAAUUGUUCUUCUCUUGAAUGUGAAAGUUGUGUUCUUGCAAAAAAUCAAAGAGCUCCUUAUUAUUCUCAACCUUAUCAUGCAUCUAGACCUUUUUACUUAAUCCAUAGUGAUGUUUGGGGGCCUUCAAAAAUUACAACUCAAUUUGGAAAAAGGUGGUUUGUAACCUUCAUAGAUGAUCACACCCGGUUGUGUUGGGUCUACCUUAUGCAUGAAAAAUCUGAAGUUCCUAAUAUAUUUAAAAGUUUUUCACAAAUGGUAGAAACUCAAUUUGAUACAAAGAUCUCCAUUUUGAGGAGUGAUAAUGGAACUGAGUACUUCAAUCAAAAUCUCAAUGAGUUUCUGAAAAAUAAAGGCAUUCAGCAUCAAUCGACAUGUCCAAAUACUCCUCAACAAAAUGGCACCGCUGAAAGAAAAAAUAAACAUCUCCUUGAAGUAGCUUGUGCCAUUAUGUUUGAGAGUAAUGUUCCAAAGUAUUUGUGGGGAGAUGCUGUCCUAACAGCAGCCUAUCUUAUAAAUAGAAUGCCCACUCGUGUGUUGAAUUAUCGCACACCUUUGGAAAAUUUCAAAACCAUUUUUCCAGCAUGUCGAUUACAUACUGAUAUGCCUUUAAAGGUGUUUGGUUGUACAGUUUUUAUGCAUAAACCUUCCACAUCUCGGUCCAAACUAGACCCAAGGGCAGAAAAAUGCAUUUUUGUUGGUUAUUCUCCAAACCAAAAAGGAUAUAGAGUCUUUAAUCCUAUCACAAAGAAGCUUUGUGUUAGCAUGGAUGUUACCUUUCUUGAACAUCAACCUUUUUUUCAAAAAAAUUCCCUUCAGGGGGAGAAUAAUAAUGUGAGUGAAGACAAUUUUUUGCAUGAACCGCUGCCCAUUCCUAUUGUAGACACAGAGAAUACAAAUUUUAUUGAUGAAUGCAACAAGGAAGAACAUGUGGAAACAAGUUCUGAAAUUUCUAAAGAAAAUCUUAUGCCAGACUUAGGUGGAGCCCAAACAGAGAAAGAAAUACCACAGUCAAAAAAGGAGUUCCAUGUUUAUACUCGGAAGUAUCCUAAAAGGACCAAAGACCAAUCCAUCAUCUCUGCACCAAGCCAACCAGAAAUCCCGGAAGAAGGCCAAGUAAGAAUACCACAAGAAAUUCGAGGUAACACUGACAUUUUCACUUCUACUAUUGAAUUACCCAUAGCUAUUAGAAAAGGAACCAGAACCUGCACCCAAAAAUCAGAAAAAUCUAGCACAAACCAUCCCAUUUCCCAAUAUGUUUCCUACCAAAAUCUUUCACCGAAUCACAAAGCUUUUACCUCUAAAAUAACAGAUCUGUUUGUGCCUAGAAACAUUGAGGAAGCACUAGAUGAUCCCAAUUGGAAUUUAGCAGUCUUAGAAGAGUUGAGUGCACUGAAAAAGAAUGAAACUUGGGAAAUAACAGACCUGCCACGUGACAAAAAACAGGUGGGUUGUAAGUGGGUAUUUACCAUUAAGUGCAAGGCCGAUGGAAGUGUAGAGAGGUACAAGGCGAGAUUGGUGGCAAAAGGGUUCACUCAAACUUAUGGAGUAGACUAUCAAGAGACGUUUGCUCCAGUUGCUAAACUUAACUCUGUUCGGAUUCUUAUAUCCCUUGCUGCAAGUUACAACUGGCCUUUACAUCAAUUGGAUGUAAAGAAUGCUUUCCUGAAUGGGGAGUUAGAGGAAGAAGUGUUUAUGAGUCUUCCCCCCGGAUUUGAAGAAGAACUUGGAAGAAAUAAGGUGUGUAGACUAAAGAAGUCAUUAUAUGGGCUGAAGCAAUCUCCAAGAGCAUGGUUUGAGAGGUUUGGAACAGUGGUAAAAGGGCUUGGAUAUAUCCAAAGCCAAGCUGAUCACACAUUGUUCUAUAAACAUUCAGCAGAUAAUAAGGUUGCUAUCUUGAUUGUAUAUGUUGAUGAUAUUAUUCUGACAGGUGAUGAUAGCUUGGAACUCAAAAAUCUGAGGGAGAAACUUGCUAAAGUUUUUGAAAUCAAGGAACUUGGCCCAUUGAAAUACUUCCUUGGAAUUGAGUUUGCAAGAUCAAAGGAAGGUAUCUUUAUGAACCAGCGAAAGUAUAUUCUGGAUCUUUUAAAAGAAACAGGAUUACUUGGAUGCAAAGCUGUAGAAACACCCAUGGAGCCCAACUUAAAGCUGCAACCAGCUGAAACAGAAAAUAUGGUGGACAAAGGAAGGUAUCAGCGACUAGUGGGAAGGCUAAUAUACUUAUCUCACACCCGUCCAGACAUUGCCUUUGCUGUAAGCAUGGUAAGCCAGUUUAUGCAUGCACCAGGUCAUGAACACUUGGAGGCAGUUUUUAGAAUCUUAAGAUACUUGAAGGGAUCACCUGGGAAGGGGCUUCUUUAUAAAAACCGUGGGCACCUUCAGGUAGAAGCCUACACUGAUGCAGACUGGGCAGGGAGUGUGACAGACCGAAGAUCAACAUCAGGCUAUUGCACCUUUGUUGGAGGAAACUUGGUUAGUUGGAGAAGUAAAAAACAAACCGUUGUAGCAAGGAGUAGUGCAGAAGCUGAAUUUAGAGCAGUUGCUCAUGGAAUUUGUGAGGCAUUAUGGGUGGAAAAGCUUCUACAGGAAUUAAAGGUUUUCAAUUCUCCUCCAAUAAAGCUUUAUUGUGACAACAAGUCUGCAAUAUCUAUUGCACACAACCCGGUCCUACAUGAUAGGACCAAGCAUGUCGAAGUUGAUAAACACUUCAUCAGAGAGAAGAUAGAAAGUGGGCAGAUUUGUAUUACAUAUGUUCCCACUGCAGAGCAAUCGGCAGACAUCCUAACCAAAGGAUUACCCAAGAAAUCCUUUGACAACAUAACUAGCAAGCUGUCUAUGGAGGAUAUCUUUAGGCCAGCUUGAGGGGGAGUGUCAACAGACUGUGAAAUAGAGCAUUUAAUGCUCUUAAUUAGCAGUUAUAUUUUUGUUUGUAUAUAAUUAUGUUGUUUCCUGUUUGUACUUAGUUUAUUUUAGGUAGUUUCUUAUUUUCAUUCAUUCUCCCUAAUUCUCUCUUUAGUCAAGGAUUUCCUUCUUUGACUUUGAUCAAUCACAUUAUGUAAUUCCCUCUAUAAGAAGAGGAAUCCCUGUACAGUUUUUCAUAUCAAUAAUAUUACCAAAUAUUUCAACUGAAUAAU